UAAGGUUCUUUUUCAGGGCCUGGAUGAGGGCAUUGAGGGUGGGUUUGUAUUGGGUGGAGGCAUGGAGGUGUGGAAGUAGAGCACAGCAGUUUAAGUAUAAAUGCGACGGACGACCGGAGGACGGCUCGAGACCGCCACAAAAGAUGAUCGGCCUGAUCGUUGUCACGCUCCUGGGCGCCGCAGCUGCAGCGCCUACGGAUGACCGGAUCGUGGGCGGCUACCAGUGUGAAGCCCACUCUCAGCCCUGGCAGGUGUCCCUCAACGUCGGCUACCACUUCUGCGGCGGCUCCCUCAUCAACGACCGGUGGAUCGUCUCUGCAGCCCACUGCUGGCAAAACCCCUUUUCACAGAUUGCCGUCCUGGGGGACCACCACAUCUGGAUGCAGGAGGGCCCGGAGCAGUACAUGUCGGUGGACGCCAUCUACUGGCACGAGCGCUACGACUACCAGACGCUGGACCACGACAUCAUGCUGAUGAAGCUGGCGCACCCCGUCGCCGUAAACCAGUACGUCAAGCCCGUGGCGCUGCCCGAAGCCUGCCCCGCGCCCGGGGACAUGUGCACAGUGUCCGGAUGGGGCAACAUCUACACCGAUCAAGUGUUCAACCCGUUUUACCUUCAGUGUUUGGAAGUACCCAUUCUGUCUCAGAAGGAGUGCGAGGGUUCCUACCCCGGCAUGAUCACUGACCGCAUGGUGUGUGCCGGGUACCUGGAGGGGGGCAAGGAUUCCUGUCAGGGUGACUCUGGUGGUCCUCUGGUGUGCAACGGGGUGCUGCAAGGUAUCGUCUCCUGGGGACAGGGCUGUGCUCAACCCAACUACCCCGGCGUUUACACCAAAGUCUGCUCUCUGAUGCCCUGGAUCAACGACAUUCUCUCCACGUACGCCUAGAAUGGGACUUACCGUCCCAAAGCUACGCGAGAGAGAGGAAACAGGGUGGAGAUUGUAACGGGAGGCAGCGGAGAGACGCAGCGAGAGAGCGACUGACAGCUGUAAUGACAAAGAGAGAGAGAGAGGAAGUGGGGUUUUAGGCAAUAAUCAAUAAAACCUACAUUUUUGUGAUGCAUCAGUGUGUACAUCA
Molecule: messenger RNA, 1077 nt
Organism: Pungitius pungitius (ninespine stickleback)
Lineage: Eukaryota; Metazoa; Chordata; Actinopteri; Perciformes; Gasterosteidae
Product: trypsin-2-like
Exons: 5
Coding region: 24-887 (287 amino acids)
Biological process (GO): proteolysis
Molecular function (GO): serine-type endopeptidase activity
Source: RefSeq, a predicted model, not a curated record